AGCGGAACCAAUAUGGCUGCGUCCUUAUGUCAUCAUAUGUUCAACAAGACUUGAUUAGAAAUACUAGAAUCUAGAUUUAGAAAAUAAUUUAGAUUCUGAUAGCAGAUAGACUGUCUAGAUCUAGUCUAGUCAGGGUCUAGAUCUUAAGUCUAAAUCUUAGACCUAUCUAGACAGUCUGAGAUGACCUGCAGAGGCUCUGUCAAGUUCCUCCAGCUGUGGUCAAGAGUUGCCAGUGCUAGACUGUCUUCCCACUACUAUGUCUCAGGAACAUUGCACAGCGCCCACCCUCUAGUAUGCUGCAGAUAUAAAUCAAAGAAGUCGAGUGACUCGCUCUCCUCAGUUAUUCAGCCAAUAGCUGUUCAACCCGCAGCUAAGAAUGCAGACGACAUUGAUAUUGGAGAAGAAUUGACUGGAGCCAUUAGGAAGGAGAAUAUGUUAAAACUGUUGAUGCAGUUUCACAGUCGAGAGGAAGUAAAAAAGUUAGCACAAAGUUAUGGAUUGGAUCACAGUUUGUUCCAUAAAGCUUUCUUAAGUUUUAGAAACUUUUGUAUCAAAUCCGAACAGUUACCUGUUGACCUUCACAUUGUGUUCAGUGAUAUACUCCAGGGCUCGGGUCACGUCGAUGACAUCUUCCCAUACUUCCUCAAACACAGUUAUGAAGUAUUUCCUCACUUAGAAUCAAUGGAAGACCUAAAGAAAAUCAGUGAUCUUCGUUAUCCUGCCAAUUGGUAUCCUGAAGCACGUUCUAUACAGAGAAAGUUUAUCUUUCAUGCUGGUCCAACCAACAGCGGGAAAACUUACCAUGCCUUAGAGAGAUUCAUCAAGGCUGAGUCUGGUGUCUACUGCGGCCCGCUCAAACUUUUGGCCUCGGAAGUAUUCUACAAAUGUAACGAGGCUGGAACGCCUUGCGAUUUGGUGACAGGGGAAGAAAGAAGAUAUGCUCAUGAAGACCAGACAUCAUCAGCCCAUGUGGCAUGCACCGUGGAAAUGGCCAGUUUAGCCACACCUUAUGAUGUAGCCGUUAUAGAUGAGAUUCAAAUGAUCAAAGACCAGCAGAGAGGGUGGGCCUGGACUAGGGCAGUCCUUGGUUUAUAUGCCAAAGAGAUUCACGUGUGUGGUGAAGCUUCAACUAUAGAUCUAAUCAAAGAAUUGGCUUUGUCAACAGGGGAGGAAGUGGAGGUGCGUAAAUACAAAAGACUGACAAAUUUAACAUUCCUGGAUUAUUCAGUUGGAAAAUUUGAAAACAUCCGGCCUGGUGAUUGCGUAGUCUGCUUUAGUAAGAAUGACAUCUACUAUGUGACCCGACAGCUGGAGCUACUCAACAAAGAAUGUGCAGUAAUUUAUGGCUCUCUCCCACCAUCCACAAAAUUAGCUCAGUCUUCCAAAUUUAAUGACGUCAAUAGCUCCUGUAAAGUAAUGGUGGCCACUGACGCUAUAGGCAUGGGUUUAAACCUAGCCAUCAAACGUAUUGUCUUCUAUUCUGUAAUGAAGCCCAUGCUGAAUGAGAAGGGGGAGAAGGAGAUGGAUCUCAUCUCAACAUCCCAAGCUCUACAAAUAGCUGGUAGGGCUGGACGCUACAACACCGCUUACGAGAAUGGAGAGGUCACCACGUUUUACACCAAGGAUUUGAAAAUAUUGAAAGAUAUAGUCAACCAACCUAUCGAGUCCAUUAAACAAGGUGGCUUACACCCAACAGCUGAUCAGAUUGAACUGUUUGCAUUUCAUCUUCCUAAAGCAACAUUAUCUAAUCUCAUCGAAAUCUUUGAGCAAAUCUGUGCACUAGACAGUACCACCUACUUUAUGUGCAAAAUGGAGGACUUCAAGUUUCUCGCAGAUAUGAUAGAGCACGUCCCGUUGCCUCUGCGUGUCCGCUACGUGUUUUGUUGUGCUCCCAUCUCGGUCAAGCAGCCAUUUUCUUGCACCAUGUUUUUACAGUUUGCCAGGCGUUUCAGUCGCAGUGAGCCCCUGACGCUGGAUUGGUUGUGUCAAAGAAUUGGCUGGCCAAUGAAACCUGCUGGUAACUUGGCAGACUUGAUGCAUCUUGAGAGCGUCUUUGAUGUUUUGGAUUUGUAUCUGUGGCUUAGCUAUAGAUUUCAAGACAUGUUCCCUGACCCAGUAAUGGUGAGAGUUCUCCAGACAGAGCUGGAUCAAAUCAUACAGAUUGGAGUCAGAAACAUAGUCCAGUUGGUUAAGAACCAGCAGAACGGCAGCCAGGAGAUGGUAGACAGUGAGGAUAACUUUGUCAUGAAGACGAGGAACAUGAAGCUGUCACACAAGAGACCAUUGGACUAUGACUUGCAGAAAGCCAAGGAAAUACAAAGUUCAGAGAACAAGGCUGCUGUGAGGAAAUUAUCACAAAAACUAUUAGACAGCGGUGAAUUAAGCUCUGAGACUCUGGAGAAGCUGCGGAAAGAAUGGCUGCAGGAAGUGAAACAAAGUGGACAGAUGACGGAAGACGAUGAGAAAUAAAAACAAAACAGUCCCAGCUUACAAAAGAAUAUUUGAUCUAAAAGUGUGUGCACAUCAAACCUUCUACACUCAGCUGUUACUGACCUAUGAGAACUAUGAACAACACUUUGAUCUUAGCCAGGGAGUUCUCGUUGUAUGAUCACUCACUAGCCAGGGAGCUCUCAUUGUAUGAUCACUCACUACCCUGGGUAAUAAUGAGGUUGAUGUUAUGUUUAAAAUGACCUUUAAACAAUUUCACCUUUAAUGUUUCACAAUGGACACUUCGUUGCCUUUUUGUCAGAGAAAGUAGGUAUGUAUAUAGAAAAACAACCUUGUAGUCAAGAGACUGAAGUCUUAGCGCUUCAAUAUGGAGAGAGAAUCUCAAACUGGAAUGUUGGUACCAUUUCAUUUGAAGUUUGAUAGUACCUGGAGCUUUAGUCUAACAACAUGUACUGCAUGGGGAAGGUCAUUGUAUGGAGCAGUCCUUUCUCCUUUUGACUCCCAGUGGAGCAUAGGGGCACAUCAUUCUGGGCCAUUCCUCUCACUUGGGUCCAUCCAUCCUGCCAUCUUUGUUUCUUGGUCUACCAAAUCUCCUUCAUGUUUGUUUUUGUCUUCUGGUUAUUCUGUUCCGAUGUGGGUUCCUCUCACUUGGGUCCAUCCGUCCUGCCAUCUUUGUUUCUUGGUCUACCAAAUCUCCUUCAUGUUUGUUUUUGUCUUCUGGUUAUUCUGUUCCGAUGUGGGUUCCUCUCACUUGGGUCCAUCCAUCCUGCCAUCUUUGUUUCUUGGUCUACCAAAUCUCUUCCAUGUUUGUUUCUAUCUUCUGGUCAUUCUGUUCCCGUGUGGGUUCCUCUCACUUGGGUCCAUCCAUCAUGCCAUCUUUGUUUCUUGGUCUAGCAAAUCUCCUCCAUGUUUGUUUUUGUCUUCUGGUCAUUCUGUUCCCGUGUGGGUUCCUCUCACUUGGGUCCAUCCAUCAUGCCAUCUUUGUUUCUUGGUCUAGCAAAUCUCCUCCAUGUUUGUUUUUGUCUUCUGGUCAUUCUGUUCCCGUGUGGGUUCCUCUCACUUGGGUCCAUCCAUCCUGCCAUAUUUGCUUCUUGGUCUACCAAUGUCCUCCCUACCAAUGUCCUCCCUACCAAUGUCCUCCCUACCAAUGUCCUCCAUGUUUGUUUCGGUCUUCCGGUCAUUCUCUUCUUGUGUGGGUUCCUCUCCAGACCUAAUACGACAGUAACAAUACUGUGAUCUUGAGCUAAGGUCUUGUGAACUGUAUUCAUUGACUCUAUGCACUGAGGUUGUGUACUGUGUCUGUAGUACUGUACUGCACAACUAAACACAAAACAAAGUGAUAAUGUAUAAUAAAUGUAUGAUAAGUAAUGUAUAUACAAAUAACAUUGAAUUAGUAUUCAAUACAGAUUUCUUGUUUUAUAAACUUAACUACAAUAAAACUUGUCAGAGGUUU
Molecule: messenger RNA, 3901 nt
Organism: Biomphalaria glabrata
Lineage: Eukaryota; Metazoa; Mollusca; Gastropoda; Planorbidae
Product: ATP-dependent RNA helicase SUPV3L1, mitochondrial-like
Exons: 17
Coding region: 181-2469 (762 amino acids)
Biological process (GO): RNA catabolic process; mitochondrial RNA 3'-end processing
Cellular component (GO): mitochondrial degradosome
Molecular function (GO): hydrolase activity, acting on acid anhydrides; ATP binding; RNA helicase activity
Source: RefSeq, a predicted model, not a curated record